Glossina fuscipes is the source of this 1215-nucleotide messenger RNA. RefSeq lists its product as uncharacterized. Bases 87 to 1211 code for a protein of 374 amino acids. The record is from RefSeq and is a predicted model, not a curated record. The transcript is spliced from 2 exons. NCBI's taxonomy places the organism in Eukaryota, Metazoa, Arthropoda, Insecta, Diptera, Glossinidae.
UAUAUAACAAUUUAAGUUGAAACCUAUUAUUAGUGUUUUAAAGUAAUUUGCGCUAAAUUAAGUUUAAAUGGUACAUUUUUUAUAAAAUGAAUCAAACGGAUAUAAAGCAUUCUUUACGGAAGUUGGAGUUUCCAUUAUGCGUUAAGGAGGUUCUCCCAAGAAUAGAAAGUAUGAUUAUCAACCGCAGUAAACCUAAUUUUAUUAUGCAAUUGAUCUCAGAAUUUGUGUUUUUGGAAAGGAGCAAAGAUGUCGAUGUACGCCGAGGACAAUCCCAAUCAUCUCAAUCACCGCAGCAAUACAAUAAUAUGCAUAUGAAUAAAAUUCAAGAGUUUCAAUUGAUAUUAGUAUUGAUAGAAUUUUUUUCACAACCUGGCCCUGAUGCAACAAGAAAUGCAGUAUUUCUAUCUUUAUUUGGCACAAAUUUAACACCACAACGUUCUAAGACGUUAAGCAAACUCAUUAGUACGGCUGUAUCAGGAUCAGUGGCGCCCUUGUUAUCGUCAGCUGGUACUUGGAUGCAGCAAGUAGGCUGCACGACGACGCCCAGUUUGGAAAUGGCGCAAAGCUUGGUUAGCGAUUUCAUUAUAUUCUCGCGAAAGACUCCCGAACAGUUAAAACAAUUGCCCUUAGUGGCUCCGCAUUUUGCAGCUAAUUUGAUGACGGCCGUGGCCGAUUUGUAUUUAAAUGACCAAAGGGGCAGUUUAGUAGCACCGCCCGAUGCUUUGCUCGAUGUAUUUUGUGAAUGGAUCUCUGAAAAUCCAUCACUCUGCUUGGCGUCGCAGCAAGCGCUAGCUUUACCAUCGGGCGCUAUAGCAAUGCCGGUUGUCACUCCUUUAGCGGGUUUGAUUAGAUGGUCAGUGUUGUCACCUUUAGUAUCGAAUCGUAUUACCUAUAGCAAUUUACAUCUCGCUUUAUUGCAAACUCUCUUAGAGAUUGUACACACUGGACCACCAACUGCUUUGAAUGCGCAACAUUUAGCAGCGAUAGUAGGUCCACUAAAACAACAGGCUGCACGGCUUGUCGCUGAAAAUAUAAAACCUUCAGAGGAUAGUAAUUAUCAGAAGUGCAUGGAACGCCUUUCCCAAGCGGUGCAAGUGGGCCUAAGCGCCAACUGCGUUUUUGGUAAUAUUCCGCAGCUGAUAUGUGCUUUGGAAUCGUUGCCUUCUCAUAAUCUAAUGAAAAUUGUUAUUACAGCUAAUAAAAACCGAUAAAAUA